This is a messenger RNA of Leptomonas pyrrhocoris, 3414 nucleotides long. Its product is annotated as putative pre-mRNA splicing factor. Gene Ontology annotation, cellular component: intracellular anatomical structure; spliceosomal complex. The transcript has a single exon. The record is from RefSeq and is a predicted model, not a curated record. Gene Ontology annotation, molecular function: ATP binding; RNA binding. Gene Ontology annotation, biological process: mRNA splicing, via spliceosome. Bases 112 to 3414 code for a protein of 1100 amino acids. NCBI's taxonomy places the organism in Eukaryota, Euglenozoa, Kinetoplastea, Trypanosomatida, Trypanosomatidae.
AGAGAGAUACUGAUAUAUAAAUAUAUAUAUAUAUAUAUAUAUAUAUAUGUACUCAUUAGCACGCACCUUCCUUCUCAGAAUAGAAAACAGCACGUUCAGGUCCAGAUCUACAUGUACGCGCCCUUGACCACAAGUGAUGGCGUGCAUGAGGCGUACAAGCGCACCCGGGACGGCGACCCCAACUCGACCUCCUCUUCAACCGAGCGUGCAGCAGCGUCCAUUCACGAACAGGCGCAGCACUUCAUUUCCCAGCUGGAACUGGGCGAGGUCCUCGAGCGCGAUCGCGACACGACAGAGGGCAUGAUGACGGGUGCAGACGACUCCGCGCAGUGGGCCUACGGGGGCGACUACUUCUUUCGCCCACACGGCGACGAGCACAGUGACGACAAGGCCGCGUUGCGUGGCGCUCCGGGGUCUGCGGAACAGCAGCAUCGCGCGGGUGACGACGCGCAGCUGGACAAGAGUCGCAAGGUGGUGGUGAACCCCACAAUGGUCCCGCCCGCCUUCUUCACAUCCGGAAACGACUUCUCACCCAGCACGGCUGCGCACGCGAAACCAGAGCAUGGCGACAACGAAGCAGGAGGCAAGGAUGAAGAGGAGAAAGGUCCAAGGGGGCCGUCGCGCUUCUUACACGCGGUGCUGCGUACGUCUGACAUGGACAUCAUCGUGCCGGUUGUCAGCAACGCCUGCCCGCUCGCGGUGAGCGCGACGAAAGGCAGCGCGGCGCUGUCCGAGUUGAAGCGGUUGAUGGACCGCGAGCGCACCAACCGAGAAGUGAUGGACACCUCCAAAUCGAACCUCGCGCAGCUUUUGCGAAAAGAUGCCUUUGGCAGAGUGGCACAGAACGGGGAAGCGCUGACGACGGCGGAGGGGAGUCUGCAGCAGCAGCAACAGCAGUCGUCGGGUCUGAGGUCGCUGGAAGAAGCGCAACAAGAUGAAGAAGAGGAGGCGGCGUACUUGAAGAGGCAGCUGCGAUUAGAACAGGAACGGCUGGAGGAGGCGCGACGGCGCAGCGACGGUCAAGCUUCCUCAUCGUCACAGCAAUCCAGUCGCUCGAAUAAUAAAGUGAAGGAUCAGGCUGCCUUGAAGGAUGUCGGCGAAGGCGUGACACCGGAUAGUCGUCGUCAGCGCAAAGAAGAGCAGCAGACUCGCAUCGCGGAGCGCAAGAGACGUUUAGCCAGCCUGACCAGCGACAUGCGCGAGUUGAAGCGGCGCGACGACAUGCGACGUCAGAAGGAGUCCCUCCCCAUCUUCCGCUGCAAGGACGAGCUUCUGCGCUACAUUGGAGAGAACGCCGUGACAGUGGUGGUGGGCGAAACCGGCAGCGGCAAAACGACGCAGCUGGUGCAGUAUCUGCAUCACCGUGGCUACGCGCGACACGGCAAGAUCAUCGGCUGCACGCAGCCCCGUCGACUCGCCGCGAUCGGCGUGGCGCGGCGUGUGAGUGACGAGAUGGGGUGCGCGCUGGGCACCACGGUUGGCUACUCCAUCCACCUCGACGACACGACCAGCGCCGACACCGAGGUGAAGUUCAUGACGGACGGCGUGCUACUGCGCGAAACGGUGAGUGACCCGUCACUGGAGAAGUACAGUGUGAUGGUGCUCGAUGAGGCGCACGAGCGCUCCGUUGACACGGAUGUGUUGAUGGGAGUGCUGAAGCUGGCGCUGCGUCGCCGCGGCGAUCUGAAGCUGAUCGUCACGUCCGCCACCAUGGACAUACAAAAGUUCUCGAUGUUUUUCGGUCAUGCGCCGUGCUACGAGAUUCCCGGCCAGACCUUCCCGGUGCAGCUUCAGUACAGCCCGUCGCCGGUGGUCGACUACGUGGCGGAGGCGGUGUUUCGUGUGUGUCAACUGCACCUGCAGAUGCCGAUGGAGGGCAAGCACGACAUCCUUGUUUUCAUGACUGGCAGAGAGGACGUGUACGGGACGUGUGAGUUGAUCCGGCGCCGACUCGCGGAACUCAGUCCGCAGCACCUGGACACCCUUCUCAUCCUCCCGUGCCUGUCCGAGGCGUCUUCAUCUGCUGCGACCAUCACCACCAGUGGCGACGUCGGCGUGCUGGACCCGACGCCAGCUGGGCAGCGGAAGGUUGUGGUGGCCACUAACGUCGCCGAGACCUCGCUAACGAUUGACGGCGUGCGCUACGUGGUGGACUGCGGCUUCAUGAAGACGAACGUCUACCGCCCCUCCAUCGGUAUGAACACGCUGCAGCGCUACCCUAUCUCGCAGGCGCAAGCCGGUCAGCGCAAAGGUCGCGCCGGCCGCACCACCGAGGGCGUCUGCUACCGCCUCUACACCGAGGAACAGUACGCGCAGGAGAUGCUGGUGAACAGCGUGCCGGAGAUUCAGCGCAGCAGCGUCGACAGUGUGGUGCUGCUACUGAAGAGCAUCGGCAUCCGCCGCCUGCGCGAUUUUGACUUCAUGGACGCCCCGCCUGUCGCGAAUGUGCGGAACAGCAUGUUUCACCUGUGGGUCUUGGGAUUUCUGGAUGACGAGGGGGCGAUCACGGCACAGGGGCAGCAGGCGCUGGAGUUCCCCAUUUCGCCCGCGCUAGCGAAGCUGCUCCUGGCGAGCACCGAGCAGGGCUGUGCGGUGGAGAUGGCCCGUGUGGUGUCGAUGAUCUCCGCAGACCCGAAGAACCUGUUUGAGCUGCCCAAGGGUCGUGAGAAGGCCGCCCAUCAGCACCACAGCCGCUUCUACUCCAACGACUCUGACCACCUGACGCUGCUGCACGUCUUCACGCAGUACCUCGAGCACGGUCGAUCGCGACAGUGGGCGCAGGAUCACUUCCUCCACGCCCCGACGCUGGCGAGGGCGUACGAUGUGCUGGUACAGCUGAUGGAGCGGGUGCGGAAGCUGCACCUCCCGCUGCAGUCGUGCGGCCCAGGGGAGCUAGACAAGGUGCGCUAUUGCAUCGCGACGGCGUUCGCCUUGCAGGCGGCGCAACGCUCGGAUCGGCGGUGGACCGACUACCGCCCGCUGCUGAAUGCUGGGGUGACGUGCGCCGUCCACCCCGCCUCGGCCAUUCACGCCCGCAGUGAAAUGCCACCCUACCUCGUCUACAACGAUCUCUUGCUGACGCAGAAGGAGUACCUGGUGAUGGUGACCGCCGUGGAGCCGGAGUGGCUGGUGGAGGCCUCGCACGGCAUCUACGAAAUGCGGCAUUCAUCGUCGUCGUCUACAGCGACGAAGAGCACGUCGGUCGUCCCCGCAGGUGUCACAACAGCCAACGACGAAGUCAAAGUUGCACCUCCAAGGGCUUUAUCUUCCUCGGCGGCCACCGUUGCACCGGCAGCAACGUUAGCCACCACGAGCAGCCGCACCGCUGCGAGUCUCUCUGCUCCUCGUGCGGCCGCUGCCGUGAAGAAGCCAGCUUUUGGAAUGCUUUCCUCAAAGCGGCGGCCCAACAUCUAA